AUGGGUUGUUUCUCUAGUAAAUACCACAUUAUUAUCUUCAUUUUGAUGUUCAUAUCAGCUUACCAUGAUCGAAUAAUAACUGCACAAGCUCAAAGAGGUAAUCCAUUUUAUUUAGCGAGGAAAGUUUGUCUAGGUACGAAUUACACGGCCAACAGUACAUACCGAACAGAUCUCAAUCUGUUGCUCUCUUCUCUCUCAACUACAUUCACAAAUAACAACACAAUCCCUCGGUAUGGUUACCGUAAUAUUACAAUAGGAGCAAACCCGGAUACUAUUUACGGGUCAUUACACUGUCGAGAGGAUAUACCACCGGCUAUAUGUUCAGAAUGUGCUCAACUUGCAACUGAGACAGUUAUGCUAGUAUGUCCAAAUACGAAAACGGCUAUUAUGUUCUACGAUGGAUGUGUUUUGAGGUAUUCAAAUGAGAAUUACUUCUCAAGGUUGAGUAGAGAACCAUCCAGAAUUUUAUUGGGUCCAGUUCAAAACAAAGUAAACCAAAGCCAAUUUGUAGACUUAGUAACUGGAUUACUGGAAGAUUUAGUGGUGGAAGCUGUUAAUAAUAGUUCCAUCAGUCCUUCUUUAUAUGCUACGCGUUCAGCAAAUUACACAAGAUUUGAUUACGUUUAUGCAAUGGUUCAGUGUACACCAGAUUUGACACCAAAUUUAUGUAGAAUAUGUCUUAGAUCGGCAAUUGGGAGAUUAUCAACAUGUUGUUCUCAUGUGCGAGGGGCAAGAGUUCUUUUUCCAAGCUGUACUUUCAGAUUUGAGGAUGGGCUUUUUUACGGGAAUUAUAUGCAUGCAACUCCAACUAUUCAAGCAUUACCUCCAACUCUUCAACCCCCGUCAAAUACAACUAACUCGAAUCGGACGGAUUCAUCAAAGCUAGUUAUUAGCAUCGCCAUUCCAUUGGUAAUUGCAGUACUACUAUCCUCCAUUGCUGUUUGGUGGUUCUGUUUCCAUAAGAGAAAGAAGAUGGAUACCAAAUAUUUUGCACCAGAGAUGGACCAAGAUAUUCAAAGUGCAGAAUCAUUACAGUUCAAUUUCAAUAUGGUAUGUGAUGCAACUAAUAACUUUGCUGAGGCUAAUAAGCUUGGAGAAGGUGGAUUUGGCCCUGUUUACAAGGGUAUACUAAGUGAUGGACAAGAAAUUGCUGUGAAAAGACUUUCCAAAAGUUCAGGUCAAGGUGACGAGGAAUUUAAGAAUGAAGUCUUAUUAUUGGCUAAACUUCAGCAUAGAAAUCUUGUAAGACUAUUAGGUUUUUGUUUACAUGAACAAGAGAAACUACUCGUGUACGAGUUGAUGAACGCCAGUCUUGAUCAUUUCAUAUUCGAUACUGUGAACCGGACGUAUAUUCUGGACUGGGAAAUACGAUACAAGAUUGUUGGAGGAAUUGCUAGAGGCCUCCUUUAUCUUCAUGAGGAUUCUAGAGUCAGGAUUAUUCAUCGAGAUCUCAAAGCUAGCAAUAUAUUAUUAGCGGAAAAUAUGACUCCAAAAAUUUCAGAUUUUGGCUUGGCCAGGCUCUUUGUGGUAGAUCAAACUCAAGCUGAUACAGUGAGAAUCGUCGGAACAUAUGGAUAUAUGGCUCCAGAGUAUGCAAUCCACGGGCGUUUCUCUGUAAAAUCAGACGUUUUCAGUUUUGGUGUCUUAGUUCUCGAGAUUCUUAGCGGAAAGAAGAACACUUCAUUUUAUGAAUCCGUAGCAGGUGGUGCACAAGAUCUUCUGAAUUAUGCAUGGAGACAUUGGGAAGAUGGUUCAGGCAUGGAACUAUUAGAUCCAAGUUUACAAGAGAAUUGUUCGAGAAAUGAAUUUAUGAGAUGUGUCCACAUUGCCCUACUAUGUGUUCAAGACAGUAUUGCAGAUAGACCAACAAUGGCCUCGGUUAUUCUAAUGCUUAGUAGCAACUCAAUGACUCUCCAGUUACCUACACGACCAUCAUAUUUUGUUUCAGAUCAAGCAGUAGAAGAGGUAUGGAGUGUAAAUGAGGCAUCCGUCAAUGUUGACAGGAUCACAUAUUCAGUUUUACCUCGUGAUAAUGGUGUAGGGGAGGGAAGUUGGGCAGGGCUUUGCUUCAAUCCAAGCCAAUGGUCCAUGGCAGCUGUUUCCCGUAGCUUCUGCAAAAGUGUUGAUGUUUAUGACCAAGAUAUCCACCUAAGGAGUUUCUCCCCAUGCUUAGUUAUUAGAAUGGUUAUAUUUCAGCAUGAACAAAUGAGACAAGUCUCAGCCAGAUUGAAACAGUCAAUUUUGCUGGAUCUUCGAGACCUCGUACUUUAUAUUGUGCAACAGAGUUAUACUUACAUUCACCGGCUCGGGACUGACCUUCAUAUCCUCAUUGUUAUAGAGGAGGAACCUGCUAUAGUAGUGUUAGAAGAGUCGAACUGGUUUGAGAAGCUUCCUGCUCCCUAG
Messenger RNA from Papaver somniferum (opium poppy), 2403 nucleotides. Its product is annotated as cysteine-rich receptor-like protein kinase 15. The transcript is spliced from 10 exons. The record is from RefSeq and is a predicted model, not a curated record. NCBI's taxonomy places the organism in Eukaryota, Viridiplantae, Streptophyta, Magnoliopsida, Ranunculales, Papaveraceae. Gene Ontology annotation, molecular function: protein kinase activity; ATP binding. Gene Ontology annotation, biological process: protein phosphorylation. The coding region runs from base 1 to 2403 and encodes 800 amino acids.